This is a messenger RNA of Corythoichthys intestinalis (scribbled pipefish), 2606 nucleotides long. It is a transcript of the gene scg2a, whose product is annotated as secretogranin II a. NCBI's taxonomy places the organism in Eukaryota, Metazoa, Chordata, Actinopteri, Syngnathiformes, Syngnathidae. The coding region runs from base 137 to 1954 and encodes 605 amino acids. The record is from RefSeq and is a predicted model, not a curated record. The transcript is spliced from 2 exons.
GUACGAGUCACAUGGUGUGUGUCUCAUAGCAUGAGGAGCUGUCUGCGGUGCUGAAAGCACACUCACACUGGAGACAGAGAUGCUCUGAGCACUCAACAAGAACUUCCACGCAAACUAAAUCUAAAAAGGUAUCACAAUGUUGUCGCUUCCCUGCAAACCCACCAAAGGCAAACCUUCCCUUCCCCGUUUGGCUGGGCUUCUGUUUGUCACUCUGUGUCUCCGCUCCGUUCAUGGGGCUACUCUCAGAGAGCAUCGACUGCGAGAGAGUGAAUCAGACCCGUCCCUGUCACCUGAUUCUGACAUGAUCAAAGCCUUGGAGUACAUUGAGAGCCUCCACCAGAGGACGAACUCACAGGAGAAGCCUCUUCUUUCCAUGGGGAAUGAUGGGCAUGACUUGGAUGAUGUUCAGAAGAUAGGCACCGUGCUGAGAAUGGCUCCCGACCCGACUCGUGCCAGAAAUGAUGAAGAGGAAGACGACGUGGAUGAGGAGAGGAGUGAUGAUAAGAGUGGGGAGCUGCUGCAGGCCGUGCUCAGCACUCUCCAACAGACUGAAAAGGCCUCCAAACCUGCUUUGCUUCGUCCUUCCUCUGUUGGAGGAGGUGAUGUGAGGAAUGGCAUGUACCCAAGGGUGCAGAAGCAACAGGGCAUCAUGCCCCACAAGAAGAUGCCCUUAAUGUUUGAAGACGAUGAAGAAGGUGAGGGUGAAGAAGAGGAGGAUGAGGAUGACCACGAAAGCCCUUUUAAACGCACCAAUGAGAAUGUGGAGGAGAAGUACACGCCUCAAAACCUAGCGACUCUGCAGUCGGUCUUUGACGAACUGGACAAAUUCACCAAUGAGAAGACCUCGCACAAACGACAGGAUGAAGAGGAUGCGGAUGAAGAGGAGGAGGAAGAAGGGGAAGAUUUGUUCAAUCUAAGAAAUGUGGAGUACGAUGACGACGAUGACGAGGACCUCGCUGACUGGGGUCCAAUAGAAGAGCAAGGGGAGGAUGAGGAGGAAGGGGAAGAUGACAAAGAAGCGUUGGAUAGGAGCCUUGACUAUGUUGAUGAUGAGGAGGAGCAGGAUGAGGAAGAGAAUGAAAGGUAUCCGGUUCGGAAGUCGACUGAUCCAGACCAGGUCGACUACUACCUUCUUAAAGUGCUGGAGAAAACAGAGGAAGAGGAGCAGAAGCGAGCAAUUGAAGAAGAGGAGAAGAAAAGGGCUGAGAGACGAGUAACUUGGUACCGAAAUAACAUUGACCCGCGGGUUAUUCGUCAGCUCCUUCAGAUCUCCCAGAAAUACCAGAUCCCACCUGUAGAUCUCCUGGGCAUGCUCAAAACCGGAGAAACGAUAAGUCAAGGAAAGAAACAACAGAGCAACAACAAAAGCAAUAUCUGGAAGACGUCCGCAAAGAAGAUCUACAAGAUUCCUCAAGCCAAAUUCUACAGUAGACCCCCAGCUGCCAGAAAGGGCAGCCCCAAAAACCUGCAGACAGAAGCAAUCCGUAACAUUCUGGGACUGAACCGAGAUCAAACUCCCGUCAGAAAGCCGUACAGGAGCUCGGCGUCACGAAUUCACACUUUGACAGCGAGGCCCACGGGGGAUGCCGCUCCCACGCAGCGACGUCUCCCUCCCAGCAAGACGAUGGACUACGACGACACGGCAGACGGCGAGCUGGCGGCGUAUCUGGCGGCUCAGAUGCUGCCUCGCUAUCCCGGCCUCGCGUACCGCUAUGGCAAGGCUGGCCAAAAGCGGGACGAGGUAGGGCAGAGCACAGCGGGGUCGUUUGAACAGGCCAUGCAGGAUUAUUUGGAUCAAAUGGACUCGGAUAAAGAGGCGGAUAUAAAGAGACAGUCAGAAGAUGAUGAGAGAGGCGACAACACGCAAGAAUUUGAUAACAAGGCUCUGAUGAAACUGAUGAGUUACCUCAACCCAGAAAGUGAGGACAAUGAGAAAGUGCUCAAUGGCAUAUAAAUCAAUAUACAGUUGCCGCUCAAUAAAUAGGAAUACCUUAGAUGAAUUAUUUUAUUUUCAUUACAUCACUUUAAAAAACAAACUCCUGUAUGAUGUAGACUAUGAACAAAUCAAUUUCAUAAGGCUAUUUCAACUGUUUAAAUUUAUGAUUGUUAUAUGUGAUAUUUAGAGUUCUUAAAAGGUACAUUUGGGUCUUAUGUAAAAGAUGUAAUCAUCAUAAACAUCUUAAAAAGUUAUUGUUAAAAAAAAUUUCACUCUCCGUAGCGAAUUUAUAUCAUAUAAAUUAGAUUUUCCGCAACAUUCUUAUUUAUUGAGAUACAACUGUAUUUACAUGUAUAUGUUAUUAUGCUGGUUGAAGUGACAGAGACAAUAAAGUAUUUUCAAAGAUAUUAAAAAAAAAUACAAAUGCAGUCAAUUGUGAAUCCUCCGUAGGUUUACUGAAAGUUAUUAUCUGAAAUAUGAAUGUUCUGACAUUAAUUUGAUUUAGUUGCUUAACAUCCCAUACAUGUGACUCACCAGACUUGAUAUACACAGGAUUACACACUGCACACACAAGCAUAUCAGUGUUGGACCCCUUCACUUGUGUUUGUUGGUAAUUCUUUCUUAAAUGUAGGCAUAUGUGACAAACUUGAGGUUAAUAAAGCAUUGACUU